AUGCCAGGAAGCAGAAAUGUAACAGAGAACUGCCUUGUUCUCGCUGUAUCCAGCGUGGUGUUCCUCAACUAUGUCAAUGGCCGGAAAAUGAGAAGGGCCAUGCGACGCUACCGGAAAGAUCUUAUAGCGGAUACCCAGGGCACAGAGUUGGGGCAGUUGUAUAUUGCCCGGGGAGCACCUAGCUUCUUCGGUAAUUCAUACUUUGGCCACCAGGUGGCAGCGCGUAUGAUUCAGGAGUCAGCUCCCGAUCUACCCCCUAUGAGCUUGCUGUCUAGCAAGGAUUCUUUGCAAUCAUUUCGAAAUGACUCUGGGCCCUUUUCGCAAGUUUGGGAUUUACUUGGCCUAUUGCCGCGGAAUAAAGUGACUGUUGAUCGGCUAAUCGAAAAAUUCCUGACCGAGAUCAACUGGGCGAUUGAUACAGUUCACCCCAACACCUUCAGAUCUCAAUUUGCAGAAUUCUGGGGCCGAAAAUUUGGAUUCGACGAAAUCGCUGGAGUAGAUCUUCGCUGGCUUGCUCUUCUGUUCAUUAUUCUUGCUUUUAGCGUGCUCUUGGACAGUCCUACGACCUCUUCGCCCGAAAAGCGGAAAGAAAGCGAAGAAGCUUCUCUUCGUUUCUACUGGGCUGCCAGGCGAGCGAUUGUUAUCUCACCCUCUUUUCAUGGCGAGAGCUUAGAUCUUGUCAGAGCAGGUUUGAUGGUUACACGAUACCUGCUAUACACUAGACAAACUGCAGAGAGCUGGCUCACCAUCAGCUUUGCCAUGCGCAUGGCCCAGGCACAAGGCAUGCAUAUAGAUGGAGAAAAAUGGGGGUUGUCGAGAAAAGCCACCGAAACCAGAAGACGCCUUUGGAGCAACCUGUACUUGCUUGACAAGACUAUUGCUCUCGCUCUCGGCAGACCAUACGCUAUCUCGGAUCAUAUGUGUCUUAUCAAAGCACCUGAAAAUGUAUGGCUGGAUGGAUUGACUGAUGAAGAGUCUUCUAUUGCUACAACCCAUCCAUUGAGCUAUCCCACAAUGAGCACAGUCGCACUCCUAGGCAGUGGCCUAGGGAAAAUUGCAGGCGAAAUCCAAGACCGGUGCUUUGGUUUAUAUCCUGCAUCGUACGAUAUGGUAAUCGAGAUGGACAACAAGCUUGUUGCAUGGAAAGAGCAACUCCCAUCCUACUUUGCCGUGGAAGACCCCAACCUCUCAUUGGAUGAGUCGCAUACAUUUUUACCUUGGCAUCGUCUCUAUUUGCACUCUGCUUUCCACUUUGCCAGAAUCACUCUGCACCGACCUUAUCUUCUGCGCGAGUCCAUGACCAAUCGCUUCAGCCUUAGUCACGAGGCAUGCAUCUCCUCAGCAUCUUCCGAUCUGAAAAUCAGAUUGAAGUCCUUGAACUAUGGGACAUCAGAGAAUAUGAGAUGGACGCUAGGCACCCACAACAUGUUCAAUAGCGCCUUCAUCCUGGGUAUAAUCGCUGUGCGGCGACCAAUUGCUCCUCAAACUGCGGCAAUCUUGAACGAUCUUGAGAAAUAUUGUGAAAGGCUACGGAAGGAUGUUUGGCUAAACGAGUUUGGUCUUGCGGAGGUCAAAGUAGUAGAGUUGUGUAUAAUCCGUACUACUGGACUCGCCCAAGCCACCGACCAGCCGGAUGACCAGGUCCCAAUGAGUCCGCCUGAAAUAUUACCAGACUUUAUGACACAAGAGCGCGAAAGGAAUCCAAUGAUGUCAACAGUCAUGAACAUUGAGUCUAUUGCGGGUGCAUCGCCCAGCCAGCCACCUGGUUCUUCGCCCGACAUGAUGUGGCCCGCAGUCUGGGAAGACCAAAACUUUGCAUUUCCACAAGCUGCUGAUCUGGAAACCUGGGAGCAAAUGAUCUCCGAAAUUGCAUAUCACACUUAA
Penicillium robsamsonii is the source of this 1884-nucleotide messenger RNA. Its product is annotated as fungal specific transcription factor domain-containing protein. Gene Ontology annotation, molecular function: zinc ion binding; DNA binding. Gene Ontology annotation, biological process: DNA-templated transcription. The transcript has 2 exons. Bases 1 to 1884 code for a protein of 627 amino acids. NCBI's taxonomy places the organism in Eukaryota, Fungi, Ascomycota, Eurotiomycetes, Eurotiales, Aspergillaceae. The record is from RefSeq and is a predicted model, not a curated record.